UUUUGUUGUCAUUCAUCCAGUCGUCCACGCGACACUCCACGCGGAGGCAAUCUCGCCUCUUACGGCUCCUUCUUCCUCCACAUCUUAUCGCGCCUUCACUACGCUGCGUAAACGCGUGUUCUUGUCCACAAUCAGCCGUUAAAAGAACGUCGUUCGAUCCGAACAAAAUCUAUUUUCUCGGAAGGGUGAAGUUGAGCGGCGGGGGAAGUUGACCGUGGAUGACCAGCUCGCGUUUAAAAGGUGCGUGCUUUCAAAGCGUCAGGCUGAAUUUAAAGCGAAAUGGCAAAGGGACAAACACAGGGGAGUAGAAGGUGGGACGUGUUGGUUUCCCUGUGCAGAAAGUGCGAGUCAACCGUGUGCCCAGCGGGGUGGGCAGGCACGGAAAAGUGGGUGGUAGCAACUGAAGCGUUAGAAAAAAUCCCCAUUCUAUUUUAACCGUCAACGCCGCGCACUAGUCUGCCCAGUCAGCGGAAACCUUUCCCGGUGUCAGGGAUACCAACGCCGGCGUGGAUCAUUGGCGAUGUGACCCACGGAAGGUGGAUCUCUUUUCUUCCAUGGGACUUGACUGACCUGAGUCCGCUGCACCUUCUCUGUGAACUUUGUCGGAGGUCACUGUUCUACUUAACCACCCAAAAGGAGAGCUUCAUUUUGCCUGGAACACUGGAUAGACGGACGGACGCACUGCCCCGUGUUCUACUUUUCAUGGAUUCCAGGGUGGCUCUACUGCACUUAUGGACAUUCCUUGUCCUGACAGCAGAACUAAACUGGAUUGAUACCGCAGAGGUCUACACUAACGACUGGGCUGUCCAUAUUAAUGGGGGCCCUGAGGAAGCUGACCGCAUCGCUAAAGAACACGGUUUCAUCAACCAUGGAAACGUUUUUGGAGAUUAUUAUCACUUCAGACAUCACGCCGUGGAGAAGAGAGCUUAUUCUGGCCACAGAAGGAUGCACCUCAGACUACAACAAGAAGCACAAGUUCUAUGGGCAGAGCAGCAGGUGGUAAAAAGGAGGAAAAGGAGGGAUGUCUUUGAGGACCCAACGGACCCUGAUUUCCCGAAGCAGUGGUACUUGGUGUGUUCCACCCCAACUCAUCAGGACUUGAAUACCAAAGUAGCCUGGGCUCAGGGUUACACUGGAAAAGGUAUUGUGGUGACUAUUCUGGAUGAUGGCAUUGAAAAAGACCACCCUGAUCUCAUCAGCAAUUAUGACCCAGAGGCAAGCUACGAUGUUAAUGAUGGAGAUGCUGACCCCCAACCAAGAUACACCCAGCGUAAUGAGAACAGACAUGGGACUCGAUGUGCUGGAGAGGUUGCAGCUUCAUUUAACAACGGCAUUUGUGGCGUGGGUGUAGCCUAUAAUGCUAAAAUUGGAGGAGUCCGUAUGUUGGAUGGGGAGGUGACAGAUGUGGUGGAGGCCCACUCUCUUAGCCUCAACCCGCAGCACAUCCAUAUUUACAGUGCCAGCUGGGGUCCAGAAGAUGAUGGCAAGUCGCUGGACGGCCCUGCUAAACUGGCCAAGGAGGCUUUCCAGCAGGGAAUCACAAUGGGACGGAGUGGACUUGGCUCCAUUUUCAUCUGGGCCUCAGGAAACGGUGGCAGAGAGCAGGACAACUGCAACUGUGAUGGUUACACCAAUAGUAUUUUCACAUUGUCCAUCAGCAGCACGACGCAGUACGGCAGUGUGCCGUGGUACAGUGAACCAUGCGCCUCCACCCUUGCUUCUACCUUCAGCUCGGGAAACCCAGGGGAGAAACAAAUAGUGACAACAGACCUCAGGCAGAAAUGCACAGACUCUCACACAGGAACGUCAGCUUCAGCACCCCUGGCUGCUGGGAUCAUUGCUCUGGCACUGGAGGCCAAUAUGAACCUCACCUGGAGAGACAUGCAGCACUUGGUGGUUAGAACGGCCAGGCCCAAAAACCUCAGCGCUGGAGACUGGAGGACGAACGGUGUGGGACGCAGAGUGAGUCACUCCUACGGUUAUGGUCUCCUGGAUGCCGGAGCAAUGGUGGCUUUAGCAAAGAACUGGACCAGAGUGGGGCUCCAGCACCAGUGUAAUCACACCAUGCUCACAGAACCAAGGGAUAUCGGUAACAAGCUGGUGUUCAGUAAGAGCAUUGAUGCCUGCUGGGGGCGUCCCAACUACGUCAGCUCUCUGGAGCACGUUCAAGCUCGUCUCACUCUCCUCCACAACCAGAGAGGAAAGCUGGCCAUUCAUCUCCUCAGUCCACUGGGAACACGCUCCACCCUCUUGUUUCCCAGACCGAAUGACUUCUCCACUGAGGGAUUCAAUGACUGGGCCUUUAUGACAACCCACUCAUGGGAUGAGGAUCCUCAAGGAGAAUGGACCUUGGAAAUAGAAAACGUUGCACCGAACGGCCGUGACUAUGGUGUGUUGAGUCAGUUCAAUCUCGUCCUGUGGGGGACAGGUCCGAGUGUGAUCAGCCCCUUGUCAUCUGACUUUCCUCGGCCCUCCAACAACAGUUGCAAGACGUUUGAUGCCCAGCAAAUCUGCAUAGAAUGCAGUCCUGGCUUCUCGCUCUUCCUCCAAGGCUGUGUGAAGUUUUGUCCUCCUGGUUUCACGUCAGGUCCUCAGCUCCUCAACCUGUCCCUGGAGAACUGGGUGGACUUGUCUUCUGUCCAAGCCUGCUUGCCCUGUCACCCCACAUGUUUGACCUGCUCUGCUCUGGGUCCCUCCGACUGUCUUUCCUGUUCGCCUCACAGUCGCCUGGUCCUCGCGUCCUGCCUCCACCAGAAUCAAGUCCAACGCAAAUCCCCCUCGGCCGCAGGUGAGCCAGCAGGAGAGGAGGAUAAAAGAGCAGGUAAGACGCCUCCUGACCUCAGCGCGUCUCCGCCCACUCAACUUCCUGCCGUGGUGGCUGUGCUCAGCUGUGCCUUCAUCCUGGUGGCCUUUGUGGGAGUUUUUCUCUCGCUACAGCUGCGCUCCGGCGGCGCGUCCUCCAGCUGGAGGACCAAACUGACCUCCGUGUGCUCCGACAUGAGGGGGGGGGCGCAGGUGACAUUCGGUUUGGGCUCGGGCCGAGGUCAAACGUCGAAGGCUCGCAUUUGCUACAGGGGGAUCCCCACCGUGUGGGGGGACGAGGACAUGGCCGCCUACGAGUCUGAAUCAGACAGCGAGGAAGUGGACAGCCGCAGUGAAAGGACAGCUUUCAUCAAAACGCAGAGUGCCAUCUAGUUGGCGUGACAGAGAUGGCACUUGGCGAGAUGUCCUUUGUAGCCUGGGGCAAAAAGAUCUUAUUGUCCCAUUCUAUUUUUUUUUGUUUUGUAUGUAUUCAAACGUGUUAUUUUAGUCUUUAUUUAAUGAUUUAAGUCAUGAUUCAGUGCUUCAAGCAGCUACAGUGGGGCAAAAAAGUAUUUAGUCAGCCACCGAUUGUGCAAGUUCUCCCACUUAAAAUGAUUACAGAGGU
Messenger RNA from Nerophis ophidion (straightnose pipefish), 3427 nucleotides. Its product is annotated as furin-like. The coding region runs from base 703 to 3195 and encodes 830 amino acids. The transcript is spliced from 16 exons. Gene Ontology annotation, molecular function: serine-type endopeptidase activity. Gene Ontology annotation, biological process: peptide hormone processing. NCBI's taxonomy places the organism in Eukaryota, Metazoa, Chordata, Actinopteri, Syngnathiformes, Syngnathidae. The record is from RefSeq and is a predicted model, not a curated record. Gene Ontology annotation, cellular component: Golgi membrane; trans-Golgi network.